GGAAGACCAUUCACAUUAAAGACACAACCAGCCUAUCUUAGAUGUUGGUUGAAACCUUGUCCUAAGCUUGCCACAAAGAUUACCAAACCAAUACAGUAACACUCGCGAGUCGCAUUAUGCAGCAACUGUGAUAAAAGUGCAGUUAGUUUAACCGUUACUUUUUUUUCUGACGCAGAUGCGUAAAACGAAUAGUCUACUCGAGGAUGAUUCAUCAUUGGAAAAGUAUGCAGACCAGUAUGCCACCAGCAUCGUUACCGGUUUUGAUCUUCAAAUAAUUUAUCAAAUGGAUUUGAAUGUGCGAAAUUAGGCUAUUUGAAAUGCAUGCAAUCAAAUGUGCCGCUUUGGGUGGCCACAUACGUUUUAUUCAGUAUCACAGAGGUAUUUUGGUUUUAUUUGUCAUGUUGGCCAUUUUAUCACGAGGUGUCUACGCGACCGAAAACCAUGACAUUUCAGGCAACGAAACAUCUCGCAACCCACCACUCAAGACAGAAGCCUCACGCAAUACAACUUCAACCAGCUCUGCUCACCACAAAAAGGCUUUCCCUGUCCUCUCUGUAAACUACGAUCACGUCCGAAAGCCUUUUGAGAUCUCGCUAUGGAUCCUUCUCGCCUUGCUGAUGAAACUUGGGUUCCACGUCACCCCCUGUGUGUCAGGCGUGGUUCCAGAGAGCUGCCUGCUCAUCGUGGUGGGGCUCCUGGUGGGAGGGUUCAUGAGGGCCAUCGGAGAGCCUGCUCCCAUCCUGGACUCCAAGCUGUUCUUCCUCUACCUGCUGCCGCCCAUCAUCCUGGACGCCGGCUACUUCCUGCCCAUCCGGCCCUUCACCGACAACAUGGGCACCAUCCUGAUGUUCGCCGUGGUGGGCACGCUGUGGAACACCUUCUUCCUGGGAGGCAUGAUGUACGCGGUGUGUCAGCUGGAGGGCUCCCCCUACCUGAGCCAGGUGGACCUGCUCUCCUGCCUGCUGUUCGGGUCCAUCGUGUCGGCCGUGGACCCCGUGGCCGUGCUGGCCGUGUUCGAGGAGAUCCACAUCAACGAGCUGCUGCACAUCCUGGUGUUCGGGGAGUCCCUGCUCAACGAUGCCGUCACCGUGGUCCUGUACCACCUGUUUGAGGAGUUUGCUGACGUGGGCUUUGUGACGGUGCUGGACGCUGUCCUGGGCGUGGCCUGUUUCCUGGUGGUGGCGCUGGGCGGUCUCCUGGUGGGCGCCAUCUACGGCCUGCUGGCGGCCUUCACCUCCCGCUUCACUUCCCAUACGCGCGUCAUCGAGCCGCUGUUCGUCUUCCUCUACAGCUACAUGGCCUACCUGUCAGCUGAGGUGUUCCACCUGUCUGGCAUCAUGUCGUUAAUAGCAUGUGGGGUGGUGAUGAGGCCCUAUGUGGAGGCCAACGUAUCCCACAAGUCCUACACCACCAUCAAGUACUUCCUGAAGAUGUGGAGCAGCGUGAGCGAGACCCUCAUCUUCAUCUUCCUGGGCGUGUCCACGGUGGCCGGGCCGCACACCUGGAACUGGACCUUCGUCAUCGUGACCGUCAUCCUCUGCCUCGUGUCGAGGGUCAUGGGUGUGGUGGGCCUCACCUUCAUUAUUAACAAGUUCCGUAUUGUUAAGUUGACCAAGAAGGACCAGUUCAUCGUGGCCUACGGUGGCCUGCGAGGUGCAAUCGCCUUCUCCCUGGGUUACCUGCUGACCAAUCACAAGAUGAGGAACUUGUUCCUCACCGCCAUCAUCACAGUCAUCUUCUUUACUGUGUUCGUUCAGGGCAUGACGAUCAGACCUUUGGUUGACCUGCUGGCUGUGAAGAAGAAGAAGGAGAGCAGACGGUCCAUCAACGAAGAGAUACACAGCCAGUUCCUGGACCAUCUUCUGACGGGGAUCGAGGAGGUGUGUGGCCACUACGGACAUCAUCACUGGAAGGACAAGCUGAAUCGCUUCAACAAGACCUACGUGAAGAAGUGGCUGAUUGCAGGCGAGCGUUCCUCAGAGCCGCAGCUCAUCUCCUUCUACAACAAGAUGGAGCUGAAGCAUGCAAUGGAGCUGGUGGAGAGCGGCAGCUCAGCCAAGCUGCCCUCUUACCCCUCCACUGUGUCCAUGCAGAACAUCCGGCGGGGAGGCCAGGAUGCAGAACAGCCUCGUAUCUCUGAGGCCCGCCAGGAGGAGAUCAGGAAGAUGCUGAGGGGGAACCUACAGAGGGUCAAACAGCAGGCUGGUGCCCACAGCAUCUCACCCCAGAUCAAGACCAGACAGAGGGUGCGCUCCUACAGCAGACACACGUUGGCUCUGGACCCGGAGGAGGAGGACGCGCUGUCAGAACUCCGGCUCCGCAAACAGAGAGUGGACAUGGGGAGGAGGAUGAGCCACUACCUCACUGUUCCAGCCAAGCAGGGCACUCCGCCUGUCAGGAGAGUGCGAUUUGAAUCAGACAGCCACGGUCUGAGCAGUGUGGACCCGCCGACCCAGCACUCUCUCCACGCUACGAGGCUGAUGGAGGAGUCAGACAGGACAGGUCACCAGAACACACCCCAGAACCAGGGCUGGGAGACAGGCGCGGUGUCCAGGGCUGACCACGGCCAGCGACAGCCAGACCAACGACGCCUCCGGUGUCUCAGCGACCCGGGCCCUGAGGAGGACGAGGAGGAAGGUCUCUUCCUGUCUUGUUGAUGAUGCACUUCCUGUGACCUCUGAGUGUUACGUGCUUAGAGAAUCUCCACUCGUUUUACUGAAACCUAUUUAUCAUGUGUCUGUGCGGUUGAUAUUUAGACUAUGGGAGAAUAACUUUCCUCCACAGGUCUCAUGACUUUUGAUAAGAAACCGAUUUGGUAGUCCUUCACAUUAUCAGAAUCGUUAUUUCUGUGUUGACACUCUUAUUUUUCACAUUUAAACAUCACGAACAGCUACAUCAUGACAUGAUCAGAUAUGCUUAUUGACUUAUUGUGCUGAUAUCAAGGAAUAAGAAUCUGUCUUUCAGCCCUGCUGUCUUAUUUACUAGCUUUGCACUUCAUUCACUGCCUGCAUGAAUGACAACGUGUUUUCUCAGGGAUUGCAACACGGAUUCACGGCAAUAUACCGACCGUACGCCUAGAUACUUCACGGACAACUUGCAGUCGAUAUUAUUAAAAGUCAAGUGCACUGGAAGUUUAGGUAUUUUUGUUGUUUCAAUAGGAAGCAAAUGAGUGUGAACCAACAUGUGUGCUAAUAUAUAUCAAAGGAAUGUCUCCUGUCAUGCCUUGUCUUCUGUGUUAGAGGGGGACGUGCAACACCUGCUCCAGCAUUGUCCUAAUGUCACCUUGCAAUUAAUCGUUUAUAUUAUAAAAACAGUGUGCCAAGUUCAGUAUUUUUAUACCAGAUAAGAAGGUACUAGGUUCUUUGUAUUCACAAAAUAAAGCUUUACAGAAUGCACUGGAAA
Osmerus eperlanus (European smelt) is the source of this 3402-nucleotide messenger RNA. Its product is annotated as Na(+)/H(+) exchanger beta-like. Gene Ontology annotation, biological process: potassium ion transmembrane transport; sodium ion import across plasma membrane; regulation of intracellular pH. Bases 294 to 2657 code for a protein of 787 amino acids. Lineage: Eukaryota; Metazoa; Chordata; Actinopteri; Osmeriformes; Osmeridae. Gene Ontology annotation, cellular component: plasma membrane. The record is from RefSeq and is a predicted model, not a curated record. Gene Ontology annotation, molecular function: potassium:proton antiporter activity; sodium:proton antiporter activity. The transcript is spliced from 12 exons.